UAUACUGUAUGUGGACGAGCCGGAGAGACACUACUCACGUUUACAGCUUCAUAUGCAAUCACACAAACAAAACACACGCGAGGACCGCUCGUCGGGGGAGCAAUGGCAAGGAAAAGUGCGAUUCCAUCUUCAUACUAUGAGAACAGUGAAACAUGACUGCACUGAAAGGAGGAUACUACAAGGCAGAAUUAGGGGAGCCACACAAAUUUGACCCCACAUUCCGAGGACCUGUUCACACUAGGGGCUGCACAGACGUGCUUUGCUGUGUGACCUUCGUCAUCGUCAUCCUCGGUUACAUCGCUCUGGGAACAGUGGCUUGGAUGCAUGGGGACCCCCGGAAAGUGGUCUACCCAACAGACAGUUAUGGGGAGUUCUGCGGACAGAAGGGCUCUCCAAAUGCAAAUAAAGCCAUAUUAUUUUACUUCAAUAUUUUACAAUGUGCCAAUCCUACAGUCCUCAUUAACCUUCAGUGCCCUACAACUCAGCUUUGUGUAUCUAAGUGCCCGGACAGAUUUGCCACAUACAUAGACAUGCAGUACAACUACAGACGCAAUAGGAGCUACUGGGAAUACUACAAGCAAUUCUGCCAGCCAGGCUUUAAUAAUCCUGAUAAGCCGGUUGCUCAGGUGCUAAGGGAUGAAGACUGUCCCUCCAUGAUUGUGCCAAGCAGACCAUUUCUCCAGAGGUGCUUUCCCGAUUUCAUCACCAGAAAUGGGACGUUAACAGUUGCCAACAAAACAAGCUUUAAAGAUGGACUCGGUAAAGCCAGGAGCGUCAUCGAUCUGAGAGAUGCCACAAAAGGCAUCACCAGCCUGUUGGAUGCCAAGGAGGUGGGCAUCAAGAUCUUUGAGGAUUAUGCCAGCUCAUGGUUUUGGAUCCUGAUUGGUCUGGUGAUAAGCAUGCUGGUCAGUCUGCUCUUUAUUCUGCUGCUGAGGUUCACUGCUGGUGUUCUCUUCUGGAUGGUCAUCUUUGGUGUCAUCACAGUGGUGGGCUAUGGAAUAUAUCAUUGUUAUUGGGAAUACAGUUCACUCAAGGGGAAGCCAGACUCUGAUAUCACUAUUUCAAACAUUGGAUUUCAGACUGACUUCCGCGUUUACCUUCAACUGAGUCAAACCUGGCUGAUAUUCAUGACAUUCUUGUCUAUGAUUGAGGCUGCCAUCAUUUUAGUGCUGAUAUUUCUGCGAAACAGAGUUCGUAUUGCCAUCGCUCUACUAAAGGAGGGGAGCAAGGCAAUUGGGUGCAUCAUGUCAACACUUUUCUAUCCCAUCAUCACCUUCCUGCUGCUGGCUUUGUGCAUAGCGUACUGGGCCGUAACAGCUGUAUUCCUAGCAUCAUCUGGUGAACCAGUGUACAAAGUUAUGUCAACACUGCCUGACUGCAAGUAUACAAACCUCACUUGUGACCCAGAGACCUUCAGCCAAUCAAACAUGACUAAACUAUGUCCAGGCUCCCAGUGCACAUUUGCUUUUUAUGGUGGAGAGAGUGUGUACCACUGUUACAUCUUUGUUCUUCAGCUCUGCAAUCUUCUUGUCUUCCUCUGGUUGGUGAAUUUCACCAUAGCCCUGGGCCAGUGCACCCUAGCAGGGGCUUUUGCCUCUUACUACUGGGCCUUAAGGAAGCCUGCUGACAUUCCACCUUACCCCUUAGCUUCAUCAUUUGGAAGGGCUUUAAGGUAUCACACUGGCUCGCUUGCAUUUGGAGCUUUGAUUCUGUCCAUCGUACAAUUCAUACGGAUUGUUCUGGAGUAUCUCGACCACAAACUGAAAGGUGCUCACAAUGCUUUUGCGCGCUUUCUUUUGUGCUGCCUCAAGUGUUGCUUCUGGUGCCUUGAGCGCUUCAUCAAGUUCAUGAACAGGAAUGCUUACAUUAUGAUUGCAAUAUACGGCAAGAAUUUCUGUGCCUCAGCGCGGGACGCUUUCUUCCUUUUAAUGAGGAAUGUUAUGAGAGUUACUGUUCUGGACAAGGUGACUGACUUCCUGCUGUUCUUAGGCAAACUGCUGAUCUCAGGAAGUGUGGGUGUCCUUGCUUUCUUUUUCUUCACCCGCCAAAUUCCAGUUAUCCAGGAAGAGGUGCCAUCAUUAAAUUACUAUUGGGUCCCUUUACUGACUGUGAUAUUUGGAUCAUAUAUGAUUGCACAUGGAUUCUUUAAUGUGUAUGCCAUGUGUGUAGAUACAUUGUUCCUCUGCUUCUGUGAAGAUCUUGAAAGGAAUGAUGGCAGUCCAUCCAAACCUUAUUACAUGCCUCUAGGCUUGCAUAGGAUACUUAAAAAAAAACUGACAAUACAAGCAAAACGUAUGCUGUGUCCUGAACUUCCCAUCUCAGUGGGACUUAAAGAACAGCACUAGUAAUGUAGCACACUGCGUCUAUCCCGCAGCCGAGCAUGGCCUUCUGGGAUAUGGAAUCAGGAGCCAAUAACAUCCCUUGCAUUGCCUUUGAACUUUCUGUUGAUACUGUCUGGCUCUUUUGCGAUUUUGCUUUACUGUUUUUCUUUUUCCUUCUUUUUCUUUCUGCUGGUAUUACAGUAUGUCCAUAAUUGCCUUACCCACUUACCUAAAGAAAUUAAAGGGAUAGUACACCCAAAAAUGAAAAUUUUGUCAUUAUUUACUCAUGUUCUUUCAAACCCAUAUGACUUUCUUUCGUGAAACACAAAAGAUGUUAGUUCUUAUCCUCAGUCACUUCUUUCACUGCAUCUUUUUAUUUUGAUAACAUACAAUAAAAGUGAAUGGUGAUAGAGGCUGUCAUUCUGCCUUACAUCUCUUUCUUCCACGGAAGAAAGUCAAAUGUGUUUGAAACGACACGAGGGAAAUUAUGACAGAAUUGUUAUUUUUUGGGUGAGCUAUUCCUUUCAGGUUUGAUAAUGCUGUGUUAGCCAGUUAUUUAACAAGUCAGGGUAAAAGGUUUUAUUCUAGAUAUUUACUCUAAUAAGAAACAAGCUAUCUUGCGGUAUCUGUUAGUUUCCUCCUACUCUUUGUAUAGAAAACUUGAUUUCAUGCCAUUUUUGUUUUAUAAGCUCUUAUAGUACAUUGAUGUGCACAUGGAUUGACUGAUUUUAGUCUGUGAGUCAAAGGCAUUUUAUAUUAGCUUUGUCAUAACUUAAUGGCUAGUGCCCAUUGUAUGGAGAGAAUCAGAAUAGUUACAGUGUAUAUUCUCUCAUAACAAUGUUUUGAAGAAAUCUAAGAAUUUUCAGGUGUUCUAAUUGCAGUGUUUAGUAAACGUGCCUAGUUUUAAAAGGAUAAGUGCUACUCUCCUUUGUGUUUUUGUUUUUUUGCAAUCAACCUAUACUUUUUUCAAAUUUAUAUAAGGAAAAUAUAAGCCAUUUUUUGUAAUUUUGUAAUGUUCUGACCAGUUUUCUUCCUGUGUCAACUCUGUGAGGCUCAGUACAAUUAAAUGUAUUUUAAAGAGGGAAAGUUUUGUAAAAAAAAAAAAAGUGUUUAAAAGUGUGUAUUGCUUUAGAAUAAAGCUGAACUAAAUGUUAUAAAUGGUUUAAUUCUUUUUUUUAUUCAUGCUUCAUUAUGUUAUCUGUAUUGUUCAUUUAUAUUCUGUGUACAAAUUAAAAAUACUGUAUACAGUGGCCUCAAAAAGUAUUUGGACAUUUUAUCACACUUCAAAUGUAUGAAUGUUAUUGCAUAAGAUAACUUAAUGUCAAACCAAGUGGCAUUUGUAUGAAACAUAAAAUAGCACAAGCACACUUUCAAGCAAAACAUUUCUUAAAGGGAUAGUUCAUCCAAAAAUGAAAAAUCUCUCAUCAUUUACUCACCCUUAUGCCUUCUCAGAUGUGUAUGACUUUCUUUCUUCUGCCCGACAUUAAAAAAAAUAAAUAAAAAAUAAAACAAAUUAUUAAAA
Molecule: messenger RNA, 3843 nt
Organism: Myxocyprinus asiaticus (Chinese sucker)
Lineage: Eukaryota; Metazoa; Chordata; Actinopteri; Cypriniformes; Catostomidae
Product: choline transporter-like protein 5-B
Exons: 23
Coding region: 153-2345 (730 amino acids)
Biological process (GO): transmembrane transport
Cellular component (GO): membrane
Molecular function (GO): transmembrane transporter activity
Source: RefSeq, a predicted model, not a curated record